This is a messenger RNA of Anoplopoma fimbria (sablefish), 1501 nucleotides long. RefSeq names its product mab-21-like 2 (gene mab21l2). Lineage: Eukaryota; Metazoa; Chordata; Actinopteri; Perciformes; Anoplopomatidae. The transcript has a single exon. The coding region runs from base 104 to 1183 and encodes 359 amino acids. The record is from RefSeq and is a predicted model, not a curated record.
UUUCCUGCGCGGGGAAGCAUUGUGCCUCUGGCUUUACCGGUAAGCAUUGGAUCCGUCAACUUACUGCGACUCCCCGGUGUACAGCCCGGACCUCUGCCCGAACAUGAUCGCGACGCAGGCAAAGCUGGUUUACCAGCUUAACAAAUACCACAACGAGAGAUGCCAAGCUCGAAAAGCGGCCAUUGCGAAGACCAUACGGGAGGUUUGUAAAGUGGUGUCGGAUGUGCUGAAGGAGGUGGAAGUGCAGGAGCCGCGGUUCAUCAGCUCCCUCAGCGAGAUAGACGCGCGCUACGAGGGGAUGGAGGUCAUCUCCCCCAACGAGUUUGAGGUGGUGCUUUACCUCAACCAGAUGGGGGUGUUCAACUUCGUGGACGACGGAUCCCUGCCCGGCUGCGCGGUGCUGAAGCUGAGCGACGGCCGCAAGAGGAGCAUGUCGCUGUGGGUCGAGUUCAUCACCGCCUCGGGCUACCUGUCGGCCAGAAAGAUCCGCUCCAGGUUCCAGACUCUGGUGGCACAGGCCGUGGAUAAAUGCAGCUACCGCGACGUGGUGAAGAUGGUGGCGGACACCAGCGAGGUCAGACUACGGAUCAGGGAGAGGUAUGUGGUGCAGAUCACCCCCGCGUUCAAGUGCACCGGGAUCUGGCCUCGGAGCGCAGCCCAGUGGCCCAUGCCACACAUCCCCUGGCCCGGUCCUAACCGGGUAGCAGAAGUCAAAGCCGAGGGUUUCAACCUGCUCUCCAAAGAGUGCUACUCGUUGACGGGGAAGCAGAGCUCUGCGGAGAGCGACGCCUGGGUGCUGCAGUUCAGCGAGGCCGAGAACAGGCUGCUGAUGGCCGGCUGCAGGAAGAAGUGCCUGUCCGUGCUGAAGACCCUGAGGGACCGUCACCUGGAGCUGCCGGGACAGCCGCUCCAGAACUACCACAUGAAGACCCUGCUGCUGUACGAGUGCGAGAAACACCCGAGAGAGACCGACUGGGACGAGUCUUGCCUCGGAGACCGACUGAACGGCAUCCUGCUGCAGCUCAUAUCCUGCCUGCAGUGCCGCAGAUGCCCCCACUACUUCUUGCCAAACUUGGACUUGUUUCAGGGAAAGCCUCACUCGGCCCUGGAGGCUGCUGCUAAGCAGACAUGGAGACUAGCGAGGGAAAUCCUCACCAAUGCGAAAAGUUUGGACAAACUAUAAGGCGCUUGUCGAGACUGAGCCGGAAGAGACAUUUUUGGGAUAAAACUUCAGAGAAUGACAAAUAUGAUUCUGCAACUGAUUCUCCAAGCAAUGUGAAGAAGAAGAUGAAGAAAAAAAAAAAAAGAAUCAGUAACAAAAUAAUGCAGCGAGCAAACCACAAAACCCUUUUUAAAUGGAGCAAUUGGGCCACUGCCAGAGAGAAAGUGAAGGUACAUUUUCAGAUAAAUGUAAUGCCUUUUAGUUGUCUUCUUUAAAAUGUUUUCACAAAGUGAAGAAACUUUUAUUUAAAUAUAUGCACAAAAUCGUUAAGUGAAAGAA